UUGCGCAACUUUAGGCAAGUGGAAAGUGCCAAAAGUCUUUCUUCAUCAAACUAAGAAUUCCACUCUCUGGGUAUCCAAUCCCGUGCGCAUUCCUACACAUGUGGAGGAUAUAUUCUAUAAGUAUGCUAUUUGUCGUCGCGAAAAUAAGUGGUUUCGUAAAGGCAAACUGGUAGUCGAUUAUUUUGAGGGUGUUGGUGGUGAAAGAACCAAUCGCAAAAUGGAGUUUCUCGAAAACCAUUAUGACUUAUGGCAAGACAAUUAUAAUAUGAAACUCAAUAUGAGGGCCCUUAAAAAUGAUUUUCAAUUUGUCAAAAGUAUUUAUGAUAACAUUAAAGGCAUUGAAACUUUAAAGGAUAGAAUUAUGGAAUAUCAAUAUAUUGCUCGUCAGUACAAAGAUCUCACUAAUUCUGCCACAAAUAUCAAUUUCAUUCAGAAUAAAUUAGCAUCUAGUGUCUCAAAGGAACAACGGCUCUUCUUGUGCAUUCUUCUCGGAUCUUAUAUGCUUCAACCAAACAAACCAAUGAUAAAUGGCUGUUAUCUUCCACAGAACUUUCCGUCUACUAAUUUGCUAGAAGAUCUUGAAAGUAUAGAUUCUGAUUUUAGUCUCUCUGAUACUAGGCAUCUUGUUUCACAUGCGAUUAGAGCUUUAGUCCAACACAAUUCUAAAUAUGGCUUCACAACAUGGUUUAAAAUGUUCACCCUUGCACCAAUACUCGAUGAGUCAUAUGCUUUUAUAGACGCGAUAGAAGUUUAUAAUUUCGAAAGACGAUCUGAUCAAUUUCUUAAUGCGUUGGGAGACAAU
This is a messenger RNA of Racocetra fulgida, 802 nucleotides long. The record is from the annotation of a GenBank genome assembly. Lineage: Eukaryota; Fungi; Glomeromycota; Glomeromycetes; Diversisporales; Gigasporaceae.